Molecule: messenger RNA, 1995 nt
Organism: Sipha flava (yellow sugarcane aphid)
Lineage: Eukaryota; Metazoa; Arthropoda; Insecta; Hemiptera; Aphididae
Product: fatty acyl-CoA reductase wat-like
Exons: 8
Coding region: 83-1741 (552 amino acids)
Biological process (GO): long-chain fatty-acyl-CoA metabolic process
Cellular component (GO): peroxisome
Molecular function (GO): alcohol-forming very long-chain fatty acyl-CoA reductase (NADP+) activity
Source: RefSeq, a predicted model, not a curated record
AGUACAAGAAUUGGAAAAAUUCCAAAAAUUAUUUCAUUAAUAAUAUCUAAAGACACCGUUUAAUAAAAAAUUCAACACGAAAAUGGCGUUAGAUCUAUGCCGAGAUAAUGAACUCAAAAAACCAAAAAAAACUUAUGACGAAAUAAUGAAGGACAUCGUGACUAAAGAAUUUCCAUUAGAUCCAUUGCAAUUAAUCGGGGAAAAGAGUUUCGAUGAUCCUACUACACUUGUGGAUUUUGAAAAUCAGGAAGGAUCAAAUGUACAGGAAUUUUACAAAAAUGCUACCAUUUUCAUUACUGGAGGAACUGGAUUCAUGGGGAAAAUGUUGAUUGAAAAACUCAGCAGAACAUGUCCACAGCUCAAGCACAUCUACUUGUUGAUUAGGAACAAAAAAGGAAAAGCUGUUAAUGAACGUAUCGAUGCAAUAUUUGAAGAUAGGUUGUUUAAGAGAAUAAAACAUGAGAGGCCGAAGUUUUACCACAAGAUAUCUGCGAUUGCCGGAGAUAUAUCCUUGCCAGGGUUAGGUAUAUCUCCAAGCGACCGACAGCUGUUAGCCGAACAAGUGAAUAUUGUAUUCCACGCAGCAGCUACGAUCAGAUUCGAUGAACACAUACGCACUGCAAUCGAUAUCAAUGUUCUCGGUACAAGGGAAAUCAUCAAACUAUCUAAAGAAAUGACUAGGCUAAAGGCAUGUAUGUAUGUGUCGACUGCAUAUGCUAAUUGUGCGUUUGAUAAAAUCGAUGAGAAAUUUUACGAAGCGCCUUUUAGUUAUGACGGAGUAAUAUCUUUGGUGGCUUCGACCAAUGAUGAUAAGAAAUUAGAAAAUAUUACACCCAGCUUAUUAUCUGGUUGGCCUAAUACAUAUACGUUCACAAAAUCUUUAGCUGAAGAUUUAGUUAAAAACGAAUCAGCUGGGUUACCUAUUGGAAUAUUCAGACCAUCAGUUGUCAUUUCGACUUAUAAUGAACCUGUUCGUGGUUGGAUUGACAACGUUUAUGGGCCCAUUGGAAUGAUAGUAGGAGUCGGCACCGGAGUGCUACACACGCAUCACUGUGAUGUUACUAAAAUUAUAGAUUUAGUUCCUGUAGACUUGGUUGUUAAUGCACUGAUAUGCUCGGCGUAUAAAGUCAGCAAAAUUACACCAGCAAUUGAAAAAAAUCCACCUAUUUUCAACUAUGUUAGUUCUAAGCAGAAUCCAAUUAUCCUGGAGAAAUUCUUCACAACCGUCAAGGAGUACGGUCUGCCCAACUGGCCUACUAUCAAUGCAAUUUGGUACUACUCUUUCGUGCCCACCAGUAACCCAUAUUUGUAUUCCCUAUUGUUCUUAUUAUUACACACGAUCCCUGGGUACUUUAUUGACUUUUUGGCCCAGAUGACCGGCAAGAAGCCAAUGCUUACCAAAAUCUACAAGAAAAUUAAAAAAGCCAACGCUGCACUAUCAUUCUUUGCAAAUAAACAAUGGGACUUCAAUGAUGAUAACACUAGGAGUCUAUGGAAUGAAAUGUCAGAGGCCGAUCAAAAAUUAUUCUUUUUUGACAUAAAAGAAAUGUCAUGGGAUUAUUACGCACGGGCUUGUGCCAUUGGUCUGCGUUUAUAUUUGGUGAAAGAUGACUUGCAUACGUUAAAGAACGCGCGAAUCAAGUGGGAAAGAUUGCGCAAAGCACACAUACUACUAAAAACAAUAUUCGCAUUAGUAUGCAUACGAAUUUGCUGGUAUAUCGUCGAACAAUGCUUUUAUUAGUCCUAUAAUUAUUAACAAAAGUUAAAUAUGAUGUAUUAAUGUAUAUUCGACAAUAUUAUGUAAUAAUUUAUGAUGCACAAAUCGUUAUAUCAUAAAUUAAAUACAGUAUUUUAAGGCAUGUAUACGGCCCGUAACAUUAGAUCGUCAGUCACAUAUUUAUUUCGUUGUUAUUAAAAGAUAUAACAAAACUAUCAAAGACUGAACAAAUAUUUUAUUAUUAUUACUAACCAAUUUAAAUUAAAAUAAAAUAAUUA